Molecule: messenger RNA, 5338 nt
Organism: Daphnia pulex (common water flea)
Lineage: Eukaryota; Metazoa; Arthropoda; Branchiopoda; Diplostraca; Daphniidae
Product: death-associated protein kinase 1-like
Exons: 5
Coding region: 2590-4674 (694 amino acids)
Biological process (GO): IRE1-mediated unfolded protein response; protein phosphorylation; intrinsic apoptotic signaling pathway in response to endoplasmic reticulum stress
Cellular component (GO): IRE1-TRAF2-ASK1 complex
Molecular function (GO): RNA endonuclease activity; ATP binding; protein serine/threonine kinase activity
Source: RefSeq, a predicted model, not a curated record
AAAAAAAUUAAAUAUUCCCUUUUUAUUUGGCAGACUUAUCCGAGAUUAGAUUCGUCCGUCAUUCGCUUGCCAAUUGAUAACAAAAUUUAUUGGAAAAUAAUCCUAAAAACCGAGUUACGUCAACGCAAUAUCACUAAACUGAGAAAAAAAUUUAAGAAAAGAUGGAAAUCAAAUUAUUCAAAUUAUUAGAAGCAUCAAAUGUAGACCUGGAAGAAGUCAAAGCUCUGAUAGACGAAGGUGUCGAUAUUAAUUGCGUAAACAAAGAAGGAUCGACACCAUUUCUUCAUCUUAUGGAGGGAUGCAGCACUAAAACGAAUUUAAAAGAAACCAUGCAGUUUUUGAUCAACAACAAAGUCAAUGUCAACAGCAAAGACAAAGAUGAGUGGAACGCCCUUCAUUUCUUGUGCAGGCUUUAUGGAAAACCAGAUUUGAUUGACUUAAUUCAAAUGUUGGUUAAACACGGAAUUGACGUCGACUCAACUGAUAACAAAGGACAAAAUGCUCUUCAUUUCGUGUGCGAUAAUUACAAAAAAGAUAAUCUAACUGAAAUAAUUAAAGUAUUAAGUGAAAACGGAUUAAAAGUCGAUACCAAGAACAAGAUAGAAUGGAAUGCCCUUCAUAUUGUUUGCCGAUUUUACGAGAAAGAGAAUUUGAUUGGUGUAGUUCGAUUGCUGAUUGAAAAAGGAAUUGAAGUAAAUAGCACCAACAACUACGAAGAUACCGCCCUUAUCACGUUGUGUCGAUAUUACAAAUUUAAUGAAUGGAUCGAGAUAAUUCGCCUGUUCAUUGAACACGGAAUCGAUGUCAGAAAGACAAACUAUGAAGGAUGGAAUGCUCUGCAUAGCAUAUGCAAAACAGUACAUAAAGAACUAAACUUAAUUGACGAAAUUCGGGUCAUGAUCGAAAAUGGAAUUGACGUCAACUCGACUAACGACGGUGGCUGGAAUGCCCUUCAUAUUUUAUGUCAGAAUUACAAGAAAAAGAAUUUGAUAGAAAUUAUUCGCCUUUUUAUCCAAAACGGAAUUGACGUCAGCUCGACUAACGACGGUGGCUGGAAUGCCCUUCAUAUUUUAUGUCAUAAUUACAAGGAAGAAAAUGUUAUUGAAAUUAUUCAGAUUUUUAUCCGAAAUGGAAUUGACGUCAACUCGGCAAACGACGACGGGUGGAAUGCAUUGCAAAUUUUGUGCCAAAACAACAAAAAUGACAAUUUGAUUGACAUUAUUCGGCUUUUUAUUCAACACAAAAUUGACGUUAACUGGAAGAACAACAAAAAAUGGAACGUUCUUCAAUUGUUAUGUAAAAACUAUUCCAACGAUAAUCUCAUCAACAUUGUCAGACUUCUAAUCGAUAACAAAAUUGAUGUCAAUCACAAAGCAAACGGAGGAAAUGCCCUUCAUUUAUUGUGUAGAUAUUACCCAAAUGAAAAUAUUAUCGACAUGUUUAAGCUGUUGAUUACCAACGGAAUAACCGUGAAACAGAAUGGCGUCGAUCCGCGAAUUCUUAUCCGUCAAAACCGCAAUCAAGAAAAUAACUCAGUGCCCUUCAAUUUCUUAAUCAAUAUUUGUAGCUCAGAUAAAAUGACUUUUCAUACUUCUUCGUGUAAACUGCAAGGAUAUAAACGUCAACGACAUAAACCAAUGGACAAUCUAAUUUUGUAACUAAUGAAUGAGAAUUGGACCAAACAAUCUGAAUCUAAAUUCGAGGCAUGAACACAUGUAGAGAAAUGCAUGGAAAUAACUACUGUUUAAUUAUGAAUAACGUCCGAACAAUUUUAAUCAGACCGCAAAAAAAAAAAAUGAGCCAUGCCUUAUCAACUUGUCAUGUUUGCUUGCUCUCGUCGUUGAAUUACAGAUGGCAUUAGAAUCUAUCGAUAGCAGUUAGCAGUCUAUUCGUUGAGUGCUGGCUAUGCUAUUUUACUCCGGUUUUAAGGAUUAGACCAUUAUCGCAUCCUGUUUGUAUUUUGGCAAACAUAACAAUUCAGAAACGUUUGAUGACUAUGUAAUGUCCCACGCAAUUGAUGCCCAUUCUUCAUUUCUGUACACUCCACAACAAUAAUAAUAAUGUCGAUAAAAAUUUGUCAGACAGAAGCUACACCCUGAAGGACGCAUUUUCACAAACCCAAUAUAUAUUUUAUUUGAAGUAAAAUUUACAAAGUCAGUCAAUUGAAAGGCAAAGUGUUUCCCGGAGUCGCUACAGCGUUGUAAGUACCGCAAUUAGCCAAUUAGCAGAGCAUAAGCAAGUUCUCAGGUUUGACGUUUGCUGCUGAUAACGAAAUAUCACAAACAUCUAAUAUUGACUUAGUUUUUUAUCUGUUAACCGUUCUUUUUACCGUGGUCGUUUUCCGACAUUACAAGUACGUGCAACAUUACGCGGGGCGUUUUCUACGUUCUAGCAGAGGUACCACUCAGUUGCAUGAAAUUAUCUCAACUAAUAGCUAGUCGUGAGUUUGUUCGAUUCCAUUAAGUUUCUGUUGCAGAAAAAAACCAAAGCAAAAUACAAUUUGAAGUACACGACAAGAAACCUGUUAUAAAAAACUGAAACGGUCUUUGUGUCCUACAGUUUCAAUUGUUUCGAUAAAUUUGUGACGAAAUGCAGGAAUUGCAAAGCAUAGAGUUAGACGAACGUUAUCUAAUAGGACAUGGUGGUUCCGGUAAGGUUUUUUUCGGUAGAUUUGAAGGAAAAAAAGUUGCCGUGAAAAGAGUUGACUUAAUGGACACUGACGAACGAGAAGAAGAGGCUCUAAAAAAGUUAAACCACUUGAACGUCGUCAAACUCUAUCAUGUCGAAAGUCACAAAGUAUUCAAGUACUUUGCUUUAGAAUUAUGCGACGCAUCACUGGAUCAGCUGUUUCUUAAAGAUGGUCAUUCCAAAAAAUAUAAAGGACCACCAUUACCUCACCAUUUUACAGUUUUGCUGCAGUUGGCUUCUGGUCUCGAGCACAUUCAUUCAAAAAACUUGAUUCAUCGAGACAUUAAACCAGAAAAUGUUCUCAUUCACAUUGGGUCUGAUGAAACGGUAACAAUGAAAUGGGCUGAUUUUGGGCUCUCCAAGCCAGUGAAUGAGCGAGGGACUUUCACGUUGAGCGGAUUAAGAGGAACAGCAAAUUGGAUGGCACCAGAAUUGCUGAACAGCUUUGGAGACAAUGAGGGACCAAUAAGAGGAACCAUUAGAAGUGACAUAUUUGCAGAAGGACUCGUUUUAGGCUAUUUUCUCGCUAAUGGCCUUCAUCCUUUUGGCUCUGACGAUUUCAAAGUGGCUUCAAACAUAAAAAAAAAUAAACCAGUCCAUUUGAAAAAAAUUCAACCACCAUCCGCUCAGGAGUUAAUAAUAAAAAUGUUGGAAAAUAAUCCCGAAAACAGAAGUACAUCAACAGAAGUCGUUCUGCAGAUAGAAAAAAUAAAAGAGAUGGAAAUCAAACUAUUCAAAUUGUUGGGAGCACCAUAUGUAGACUUGGAAGAAGUCAAAUCUUUGAUAGACGAAGGUGUCGAUAUCAAUUGCGCUAAUGAAGAAGGAUUCACACCAUUUCUUCAUCUUAUAAAGGGAUGCAACACGAAAACCAAUUUGAAAGAGACUAUGCAGUUUUUAAUUGAAAACAAAAUCCAUGUUAACAGCAAAGACAACGAUGGAUGGAACGCCCUUCAUUUCUUGUGCAGGCUUUACGGAAAACCAGAUUUGAUUGACUUAAUUCAAAUGUUGGUUAGAAGCGAAAUGAGCGUUGCCUCAACUGACAAUGAAGGACGAAAUGCUCUUCAUUUAUUAUGUAAACAUUACAGACUAAACAAUCUAGACGCCAUUAUCGUCAUUUUGAUUGACAAUGGAAUAGAUGCCAAAAGUUAUACCAAGGAAAAUUUGAAUGCCCUUCAUUUUUCAUGUAUAUACUACGGACGAGAAAAUUUGAUUGGCGUAGUUAAACUGCUAAUUGAAAGAGGAAUCGACGUAAAUUUGAAAAAUAAUUCUGGAGAAACCGCUCUGCAAGCAUUGUGUCGAAAUUAUCGAUACGCUAAGUGGAUUAAGAUAAUUCAAAUGCUAAUUCAAUCUGGGACGGAUGUCAACAACAGAAACUACGAAGGAUGGAAUGCACUACAUACGAUAUGUAAAUCAAACCAUUACAAUCGUGACUUAUUUAAAGAAAUUCGGCUCUUAAUUCAUCAUGGAAUUGACGUUAGCUCGACCAAUGACUAUGGCUGGAAUGCCCUUCAUAUUUUAUGUCAAAAUUACGGGAAAGGAAAUUUGAUAGAAAUUAUUCGCCUUUUAACCCAAAAUGGAGUAGACAUCAACUCGACUUAUCAUGGCGACUGGAAUGCCCUUCAUAUUUUAUGUAGGAAUUACAAGAAAGAAAAUUUAAUUGAAAUUAUUCGCCUUCUUAUCCAAAAUGGAAUUGAAGUCAACUCGACUAACGACGUCGGCUGCAAUGUGCUUCAUAUUUUGUGUAAAAAUUACGGGAAAGGAAAUUUAAUCGAUAUUAUUCGCCUUUUGAUCCAAAACGGAAUUGAUGUCAACUCCACUAAUGAAGACGGCUGGAAUGUCCUUCAUAUGUUAUGCAAAAAUUACAAGAAAAAAAAGGUAGCUGAUAUUAUUCACCUUUUAAUCCAAAAUGGAAUUAAGGAAAACUCUGCGACGACAAAUGGAAUGCAUUGCGGAUUUUGUGCCGAAGCUAUAAAAAUGGCAAUUUGAUAUAUAUAUGUUUCGGCUUUUUAUUCAACAGAAAAUUGACGUCAACAUUCUAACGAUAACCUCAUCAACACUGUACAACUUCUAAUCGAAAAAAAUAUUGAUGACAAUCACACGGCAAACGGAGGAAAUGCCCUUCAUUUAUUGUGUAAAUAUUAUCCAAGUGAAAAUAUUAUCGACAUAUUCCAGCUGUUAAUUACCAACGGAAUAGUCAUGAAAUGUGGAAUGGCGUCGAUCCGAGAAUCUUAAUCCGUAAAAAACCGCAAUCAAGACAAUAACAGCAAUGCCCUUCAAUUUCUUAAUCGAUAUUUGUUCAGAUAGAAUGACAAACACUUUAAUUUCCGUGGUAAAAAAUUAAAUCGGCUAGAAGCGAAAUUGAUCGUAAUUUAAUUCCUCGAUAAACAUAUGUUUAUUUGAGCCGAGAUUAUAAAAAAAAAUUUGAAUAUUGAACGAAAUAAGGAAUCAUUCGAAAAUUUGCAAAAAAACUUGAAUUUUCGUUUCGUUAGCUUCCGUUAAAAUAUUAUACAAAAAUCACUCAUCAUUCAACUAGUUAUCAAUGAAACCUGUUAGCUGUAAAAAAUUAGAACAACCAUAAUCCCAGCAUUUGCUAUGAAAAUACAUAACAUUCGCCGAAGGGUUUUGAAAUGAAUUUUGUUGACGAAUGCAA